Molecule: messenger RNA, 1752 nt
Organism: Exophiala aquamarina CBS 119918
Lineage: Eukaryota; Fungi; Ascomycota; Eurotiomycetes; Chaetothyriales; Herpotrichiellaceae
Exons: 2
Coding region: 1-1752 (583 amino acids)
Source: RefSeq, a predicted model, not a curated record
AUGGUUGCAUCAGCAACUGAGCGAUCUCACACCUCCCAUGGCUGGAGUGCAGUAAACCAAGAUUUGACCCCGGAGCAGCAACAAAACAAGCCGCUCAAAAGGAAAUCCAGGUUGACGCAAUCGCAGCGAGAAAGAAAACGAGCGAUUGAUCGAGAUGCCCAGAGAAGCAUUCGGAUGAAGACCAAAAAUUACAUUGCCCAUCUUGAAAAUCUAGUCAAUCUCAUGGGCAGAGACGGCCCAGAUGCAGCCACGAAUGAAACCGAAAAGACGGGUCAACAAGCAAGCCUUCAACGGAAUGAGACCAGGGUCCGUGAGCUACUGUCACAGCUAAGACAGAGCCAGGCAGAGGUUCUUAAACUAAAGGAGGUUUUACGUGGCGUCCAGAAGCUGAUAGCCAGGGUAUGUGAUACGGCGUUGGACUCGGAGUUGCCACUCCUCUCAUCUGUAAUCAGCUCAAACUCGGAACCCAUAAUACCACCCAGUGCUUACACAGAAGGACUAAUGGGUGCAAGCUCUCAAUCUGGUGUAUCAAAUUACCCUCAUCCACUGGAGCCACUGGUAGGUCUCCCUAAUCCCAUGAUACACACUACUUCAGGAACUUCAAGGUCUCCUGAAGUAGCGCAAGGUAACCUGCCCCGCUCCAAUAGAAACCAGUCAUAUCUGCCGUAUCACAUACAUGAUAGCAUGUUCGCGGAUGAAGGUGAUGAUGAACCUGUAAAAUGGGAUCUGUUUGGUGGCGUGGCAGAGAAACAGGGCGAGGAGCUAUACCAUUUUUCUGAACGAGAAAUUAUGAAAGUAUUGACUACCGCGAGUCAUCCUUUCGCAAAUCAAUCCUCCGAUGAGGAUAUCGCGGUACGAGGAGUUCUGCAUGGUUGGCGAGACGUAGAGGACCACUACGUUCUUGAUGAGGGAUGGCAAGCGCUAAAGAAUAUCGACCAGAAGGUCUUUCACAGCUGUGGUCUCCUGGAAAGAAUGGCGAUCCUUUGCAUGAUGCGGCAAAAGAUGUUGCACCAGCUGCACAUGAGACCUCAGAACUUACCACCCUUACCAGAGUUCUUUUGGCGGACGUCCAUGGAAGAUUUAGAGCAGCUGAAGACCAUGCCCAUCCUUGAAUAUCUUGUAUGGCCGGGCCUGCGAGCCAGGAUCUUAAACAGCCCGAGGAAGUAUCAAAACAACAAAUUCUCAGAAGCCUUCCGACAAAACUUCAAAUUCAUCUGGCCUUUUGAUAUUGCAGAUGCCUAUGUCAAGAAUCCUGCGAAUCGACUGUACUCGACAGGGCUAGAGUUUGUGAAAAGACAGAGAGAUCUACGCAGUUGGACGAUGCGAAAAGAGUUCUUUGAGGGCUUCGAGGAGCUGACUUCUGCCAUAUCAAUUUACAAUCCGCCCGUUAGUCGAGCCUUCAUACUGCCAGGGACCGGCUUGGCCUCGACAAGGACGGCUAGCCGGCACCAGAAUCAGCGGGCUGGCCGGAGAGUGUCAGCUAGUGAGUCGAAAGAGCAAAUGUCGGAAGAAACAUCAGUCGAGGCACCAACCCGAUUCGGAAUUUCCCCCUUGAUCCAGGCGACUUUGCUGAUGGCUGUUGACAGUGCCGCAACUGCAAGCCCUCCUCCUCAGGCUGCUGAAGUCGAAGCCUGGCUGGGUGACCCUGAUAUGGUACAGCAGGGAUGGGCUACACAACAGAGAGUGGAUUCAGCCAUGAAUACGCUCUAUGGAACUCGAUGGUCUUCUACAGCAGGCGGGUACUGCCAGUGA